Messenger RNA from Opisthorchis viverrini, 204 nucleotides. RefSeq lists its product as hypothetical. The annotation marks the transcript as partial. Lineage: Eukaryota; Metazoa; Platyhelminthes; Trematoda; Opisthorchiida; Opisthorchiidae. The transcript has a single exon. The record is from RefSeq and is a predicted model, not a curated record.
AUUCAGUCACAUUCUUCUGUUUGCCCUCGUAUCGGCACUUCUCCUCUAUCGCAUCAUGGAAUGGAGUUCCUUGAAGACUUUUUUGGUCGAGCUUUGUGGUAGUCAUCUUGACAUGAACAUUCCCGCUUCCACGUGUUUCAAAAAUGAACGAAUUUCGCCUUCUUGUCUUCCUUCGAUUGUGUUGUGCAACCUGAAUCCGAUCCG